This is a messenger RNA of Exserohilum turcica Et28A, 2222 nucleotides long. RefSeq lists its product as uncharacterized. The coding region runs from base 11 to 2044 and encodes 677 amino acids. The transcript is spliced from 3 exons. The record is from RefSeq and is a predicted model, not a curated record. NCBI's taxonomy places the organism in Eukaryota, Fungi, Ascomycota, Dothideomycetes, Pleosporales, Pleosporaceae.
CGUUCAUACAAUGACUUCAGCCCCGGCCAGUCCACAUCCAAGCAAGGAUCGUAUCGAGCAGUGGCGAGAAGAGACAUCUUUGACGCCAGAGCGAUCCCAUGGAAUCUUUGCGCGCAUUUCCGAUACUUGCCUAGGCCUGCUUCGCAUUUUGAUACAAAAAUCCAAUUCUACGUGGAUUGCAACAGCUGAAAAACGCACGCUUCGACAAUGUCACUCCAUGUUGCAACUCUGGGAGCAUGGCCAUGGCGUGACUGAAGGAAAACUUGACGAUCAUCUCGAGCGGUCAACAGAAGUCCGUCAAGCUGCUAUCGAAAUACUUGUCCACUUGCUUGGAUGCUUGUUAGAAGGGACGUCAAUGUUUGUCCUACCGCAUACCAACGAUGAGUUCAUCAUACAUCAAUGUACGCUAGCUUCAGAACUGUACAGUCAAAGAGGAUGGUUUUUGAAAGCUGGGGACGAGAGCUCAAGUGAAAGCGAGGAUGAAGGUGAGGACGAAGACGUGGAAGAUGACGACCCUUCAAGACGAGUACAUGCGAUGGUUCGCAGAGUCAAGACAUACACGAAUUGUAUAAUGGGUCUUGGGGCUGCCUUGGAAUGUCCAGCUCCAGAUGAUACUCACGACAAUAAGCCUGGCCUUACAGGAGUGGAAUCUCGCUCUGCGCAUGACUACCACACUGACCUGAUUCAAGCAAAGUAUCCCGCUGCUGACAUCCAGCUACUGCAGAUUCUGGGUCAAAUCAGUUGGUCGCGUUUUCUCCGCAUGCAGCAGGAACGCGACCACAACACUGCUGCCUCUGCUACCAAGUCCAUUGGUCCUGUGUCUGAGUUUCACGACUCGGGUAUCGGUACUUCGCUUCCAAACACACAAUCAUCAUAUGCUGAAUCGACUGUUUCUUUCAUGACCAGCAUAUCAUGUGGCGAACGAGUUCGGAUUCCACCACUGCCGGUGCAAGGGAAAAAAGGGCUUCCCUUUGAUUGUGUUGCGUGUGGGAAGUCGGUGCGGGCGACAAAUAACCGUGAAUGGAGGAAGCACCUGUAUGCUGACUUGCAACCUUACACCUGCUUUUAUCGUGAUUGUGAGUUCAACACGAAGCCGUUCUCCAGCCGUCAAGUGUGGGCGGAUCAUCUGGACCUGGAGCACAAAUUUGGGCCUGCCUGGGGAGAAGUCCAAUGUCCUCUUUGUUCAAGUGCUACGGGGACCGGAAAAAAUACCAUUUUGACGCAUUUCGCGCGACACAUGGAAGAUAUUGCUCUUGUUGCCCUGCCACCCGCAGUCGAAUCUGAUGAUGAGUCGGACGCCAGCGUACAAUCGUCCGAUUCAAUCAUCGAAGAUAGAGGCUCGUUGCUAGUCGAGAGUAUACGUUUUGCACAACAACGUAUCAUAGAUCUAUCGACACUUGAAAAUGAAGAUCUUGUUGACGAGUUUCGCGAUAAGAAAAAGAAAAAGAAGAGGGGCGUUGUGGUCGAAGAAGCUGCUCCUCCUGAAGAACCUACAAACAACGAUGAGUUUUUCGACCUUGCUAAAGACGAAGAUACGAAAGAGCUUUUGACUGAGCUUGAGGAACCUACUAGGAAGGAAGAGAAGGCGGCGACAGCGGCGGCUGCAGACAGCGGGUGGAGUUUUUGGGGUACUUCUCACCGAAAGACCAAGAUCGAUCCUCAGAAGGCGGAUAUGCCGGUGCAGCGUACUUUAAUCUCUGUACCUGACGUGGAACCUGAGGCGGAACCUGAACCUGAGCCCAUACGAAUACCAGCCGGCAAAGAAGCUUCAGCACCGCGAUCUAAGGAUAAAGCGGCAUCCCCGGAGGAUCCUGCAUCUGAUGUAGCUGCAAGUAAACCAACUUUGGGACACAGCCCUUCUCCACCUCCUUCUCCUCCCCCAAUUCCCUGUCGUUACAGCUCUCAUCACUUCAAGAUUAUCAAGUCGGACACGGCCCUAGUUGUCUGGAUGUGCAACCGGUGUCACAGCGGGCCCUUCACCUGGAUUUACGAGUGUGAUAUAUGCAGAGUCAAGAUAUGUCGACCCUGUGCGGCCAAGUCCUAAACUGCGCCAUCCUGCAGGCUCAAAUGGAAAGCUCGAUAGCUCCCUGGUCGUUGAUAAACGCUAUGCGCCUAUCAUUCGUGUACUUCAUCGCGGCUACUACAUAUUAGACAAUUAUACAUCAGUCCGUAUGGGUAAACUACAGGUUUAUUUCUUUUUUUUUAUCGUGAAAAGAAGCUGG